Molecule: messenger RNA, 3726 nt
Organism: Polyodon spathula (Mississippi paddlefish)
Lineage: Eukaryota; Metazoa; Chordata; Actinopteri; Acipenseriformes; Polyodontidae
Product: alanine aminotransferase 2-like
Exons: 11
Coding region: 150-1826 (558 amino acids)
Biological process (GO): biosynthetic process
Molecular function (GO): L-alanine:2-oxoglutarate transaminase activity; pyridoxal phosphate binding
Source: RefSeq, a predicted model, not a curated record
UACAAACGCAUCCUCGCGCUGAACAGAAACGAGUAAAAAUAGGCAGGAGACUUUCAUCGGUGAAACGGGUAACAGUACGACAUGUUUUCUAAAGUAUCUUUAUCUACGAUUAUUAACUAAUAACGUUUACUACGAAAUAAUAGGUAAAAAUGCAUCGUUGUCAAGCGAUCGCUAAAAUAUCUUUAAAUGCUGGUGUUUUCGACCACUGUCAUUUAAAUAUGAACGCUCUCAAAACGACUCGCUGCCUGUCUUCGUCAGUGAUGCUACUGAAACGAUUUGGAAAAUCGUUUCAAGUGACCGGAGUAAAGCGUCUGAGCACAGCCGAAGCAACAGCAACACUUUCCAAAGAAAAUGGCAAAACCCGAGACAAAGUGCUGACCAUGGAGACCCUGAACCCCCAUGUCAAGGCGGUGGAGUAUGCAGUGAGGGGACCCAUUGUCAUCAAAGCGGGAGAAAUCGAAAGAGAAUUGCUGCAGGGAAUGAAGAAGCCUUUUUCAGAGGUCAUCAAGGCCAACAUUGGAGAUGCUCAUGCUAUGGGGCAACAGCCAAUCACCUUUCUCCGCCAGGUAGUGGCUCUUUGCACAUGCCCAGAGCUGCUGGACAGUCCUGUUUUCCCAGAAGACUCUAAAGCAAGAGCCCGUCGGAUUCUGCAGGGCUGUGGAGGGAAUAGCUUGGGCUCAUACAGUGCUAGUCAGGGCCUGGACUGUAUCCGAGAGGAUGUUGCCAUUUACAUGGAGCAGAGAGACGGGGGCGUCCCGGCUGAUCCAAAUAACGUCUACCUCACCUCGGGAGCUAGUGAUGGCAUUUCUACUAUUCUGAAGCUGCUGGUGUCAGGAGAAGGGUUGACUCGCACAGGCGUGCUGAUUCCUAUCCCCCAAUACCCCCUCUACUCUGCAGCCAUAUCCGAACUGGACAUGGUCCAGGUUAACUAUUACCUGGAUGAGGACAACUGCUGGGCUAUGGAUGUCAAUGAGCUGCACAGAGCCUUGAGCACAGCCAGGAAAUACUGCAAUCCCAGAGUGCUGUGCAUCAUAAACCCAGGCAAUCCAACUGGUCAGGUUCAAAGCAGGAAGUGCAUUGAAGAGGUCAUUCACUUUGCUUACAAGGAGAACCUUUUUCUUCUGUCUGACGAGGUUUAUCAAGACAACGUCUAUUCUCCAGACUGUAAGUUUCAUUCCUUCAAGAAGGUCCUGUGUGAGAUGGGGCCGGAGUACUUCAACAAUGUGGAGUUGGCCUCCUUCCACUCAACUUCCAAAGGAUACAUGGGAGAGUGUGGCUACAGAGGUGGUUACAUGGAGGUGAUCAACCUGGAGCCAGAGGUGAGAGCUCAGAUGAUGAAGCUGUUGUCGGUCCGUCUCUGCCCUCCAGUGUCGGGACAGGUGGCCAUGGAUGUCGUGGUUAACCCCCCGCGGUCUGGAGAGCAGUCGUAUGAGCAAUUCACCAAGGAAAAAAAAUCAGUAUUGAGUAACCUGGCUGAGAGGGCUAAGCUCACAGAGGAGAUCCUGAACACAGUCCCUGGGAUCCGUUGUAACCCUGUGCAGGGAGCAAUGUACGCCUUCCCCAGGAUCUUCAUUCCUCCCAAAGCAAUCGAAGAAGCCCAGGUACUGGGUAUGACCCCAGACAUGCUGUACUGUCUAAGACUGCUUGAGGAGACUGGGAUAUGUGUUGUGCCAGGCAGUGGAUUUGGGCAAAAGGAAGGAACCUACCACUUCAGAAUGACCAUUCUUCCACCUUCUGAGAAGCUGAAAUUGCUCCUAGAGAAAGUUAAAGACUUCCACAUUAAGUUUCUACAAAGAUAUGCUGCACUGGAUGCCGUGUCAAGAUAAAUGUUAAGAAGCGAAGAUGCUUGGUUUACUGUAGAAUAUUUGGCUUGAAAAUGGGGAUGGGGGGAUGGGAAAAUUAGUCAGUAACAUUGUUUGCCCUUACUUCUGAGAAAUUUGCUGAAGUCCUAGCUCAUAGAAAUGUGUAAUAUCUACUUAGAAAUUUAAAAAAUCCAAACGAUUGUUUCACUAUUAACUGUUUCAUAGUAUUAUGUAAGGAUAUUUUUCAUUAAUAUAGCAGGACUUAUGGAACUGUUGCUAAUAAUUCAUAUUUGUAUAUGUUUUUAAGAGGUCCUUUAAAAUGAGUUUGCCUAUCCAUAGCUGUUCUUGCAAAAACCCAAUACCCAAGUGCCCUCUUAAAGCUUCAAUCACAGCUGGGCUAUCUGCCUUUUCAGUUUUUUCUAUUUUUGAGGUGUUUCAUACUUUUGUAUUUUUGUAAUGUAUGUUUUAUACAGUGCCUAGCAGAUCAUCAGUGUGCAUAAGUUUGCUAAUGCAUUUAUGGUCUGGAUUGCAGUCAAGUGCAAACGACAUCUGCAUGGUUAAUGUAUUUCGUACUGCAAAAUUAAUUAAUUCAGUUGGGCAACAGCAUCAAGAAACAUGGCAGUGUCGUGGAAGCUCACACAUUUUAAUGUCUUCUUUUCAUCCUAUAAACAACCAAAUAUGAAGCUGUUGUAAGUAUAAUGCCAGUCAGAUCAGACAUGGCUAAGAACAGUUAAUUGCAUACAAUUGUAGUGGAGAAAUAGGACAUCAUUACAGUGUUCAUUAUAAAAGGUCUCAUAUCUGCUAAUCAUUGUAUUAAACACUACAACUGUGACAAAUGUAGAUGAAAGUGGAUGGAUUUAAAAUCUGGUCCAAAGAAAGUUGCUUAAUGAGAUUUUCCAAAAAAGUAACCUGCAUGGCACUAGAGUUUAGAAAGUGCUGCUAGUGACUAUUUACAACACCGCUUUACUGAAACAUAUCAAUUAUUUCAUAAAAAGGUGCUUGGAGUUAGGAAAAGUUGAAAUGCCAUGGGGAAAAUAGCUUGUCUUUAAAUAGGCAAGCUCAUCAUUAUAUUUGGUCUCAAAUAGGGGUUUUAAUGUUGACGUUAUCUGUUGAUGGAAUAAUCAUCCGCUCUGCGAUUGAUUUUAUUGAUCAGUUAUUUUUUAAUCAUUCACAGGUUACAAGUGUGAUUAAUCAAUUAAAACCCCUAGUCUCAAACAAUUUUUAUUGGUUUACAUGGUAACUCUGAUCCCUGUUCAUAAAUCCUAAACUAGAGUUAUUACUCAAGGCAUUCUGUUUAGAUAUAUUUUUAUAUGUAUUAUAUAUAUUUCAAUUGAGAACUUUUAACUCAGCUGGGGAUGUUAUAAACCUAAAAGGCAUUAAAACCAUCUUGUAGGUUUCACGCAGUUUUCAAAGUAGACUUUCUUUUAUUGAAUUUGAUAUUCUACACGGCUCCAAAUAACCAAAGGGUAUGCUGAGAUAUUAAGCAUGUGUAUACAGGCACUAACUGACCUACUUAUGAGAGGUUUUAAAGAACGUAAUGUACACAUAUACUUUGUUUGGAGCCGUGUACACUGUCAGCUGAUUAAAACUCAUUUAUUAUGUACUGUGGGCUAUAACUAUAAGUUUACAUGUAACACUAAACUGCACGUCUUGCAUGUUAUGGAAUUAAAGGGAGAUAGCCUUUAAACUAGGAUGAACUAACCUGUAAAACAUGUCUGUGUUUACACUAAAUAAGUAAAAUAACAAUGACAGAUUGCAAAAUUCUACCUAGCAGAUGUUUACUAGUUCUUACAGCUGGAAAGAGGUUUUGAAUAAAACUAUUAAGAAAAAAUAAGAUCAAACUAAAAACAUAUGAGGAACCAAUGUGUAAAAAAAAAAAGACUUGCUUGCUUUUUAAGUUUUGUGUAAUACAGCUUUUUCUUUU